AUGCUUCAUUCACCACCUUCUUUCCUGGAUUCCCUCAAGGCUCUUGAGGCUGACAUCCAACACGCCAAUGUGCUGGCAGCUUCUAUGCCAAAGGGGAAGGGUGAGGCUUGCCUUCAAAUGAAUCACUUUAAUCUUUUCCACGUAGUUGUGUAUAAGGUGCACACAAAUGGAAAGUCAGAUAUGUAUUGUAGUGAAAGAAAAGCAACCAUAAGGGAGUUCUACAGUGUUAUAUUACCUUCACUCCAGCGUCUUCAUGGUGAUCUAGUAGAAGCAAACAGGGUUCAAGAAAAUGAACAAAACAUUGAGAUGAUAACCAGGAAUGAGAAGGAUAAGAGGAAGGCUUCAGAUUUGGACUGGGAGGGAGAACAUGAGUGUGGCAUUUGCUUAGAGUCUUCCACCAAAAUGGUUUUGCCUAAUUGCUGCCAUGCUAUGUGUAUAAAUUGUUACACUGACUGGAACACAAGGUCAGAAUCUUGUCCAUUUUGCCGAGGAAGUUUAAAGAGAGUUAAUUCGGGGGAUUUGUGGGUUCUAACAUGUAGUAGAGAUGUGAUUGAUAUGCAAACCAUACACAGAGAAGAUAUGUUGCGUCUCAAUCUCUUUGUAAAUAAUCUUCCCGAAUAUACCCCGGAUGCUCUUUUUCUUGUGUACUACGAGUACUUAUUUUAA
This is a messenger RNA of Sphenostylis stenocarpa, 666 nucleotides long. The record is from the annotation of a GenBank genome assembly. Lineage: Eukaryota; Viridiplantae; Streptophyta; Magnoliopsida; Fabales; Fabaceae.